Molecule: messenger RNA, 2339 nt
Organism: Stylophora pistillata
Lineage: Eukaryota; Metazoa; Cnidaria; Anthozoa; Scleractinia; Pocilloporidae
Source: RefSeq, a predicted model, not a curated record
UUCAAUUUCAAUUCAAAAUUUGGAAGACAUUCGUUUUCUAUAAAUUUGUUCAUAUUUGUUCAUAUUUUCAUAGGACUAGUUGUAUUUACGUUCUUACAUUCGUAACAAUUAUUGCUCGCGACUCACAUCAGCGAUAUCGCUUUAUGCGUUAGUGUGAUUCCACGCUAAAUACCCUCUCUUCCGGCUGACGUAUUGACCAAUCAGAGCGCGUGUUUACUUUAAGCUAUGCGAUUCUAUAGUAUAUCAUAUACAUUGGCAAUUUCACCUUUGAUCACGCAAGAAGUUGGCUCAGUUUCGGUAUAAUGCAUUAGGUGGAAACCCCUUUUAUUAUCUAGUUUCUCGGAAAAACCUUAAUAGUUUUCUGGCUUUCGAUUUAAUCAAUCGCUGUUGUCAAAAGACCUUAGUUCAGUAAUGAAUUUUCAGAGAAUUACACUUAGGCAAAACUAUGCCGCGUUUGGGCAAAUAAGCGAAGUAUAAGAAACCAGCCGGGUAAGCCGGUGGGGUGAGGGAGCAAAUAAUCGACUGAUCUUUCUUAGAAACUGCACUUCAAGCAUAGUAUGAAAAUAUGUGAUCAUGUGAAAACCGGUUAUUCCGGUUCUUGACUUGCACUUGGGGGUUAACCCCAAUAUAUUUUUAAUCAAGGUUCAUUUAUCUUCUUGUCUGUUGCGUUCAACUAGUACCUAUCUUGCUUGCGCGAUGUCAAAAAAGAUGAAUACGCUUUGGUUUUUCAUGCUGAGUAUACAUAUUGUAUUGAACAUUUGUCCUGAAGUGUGUGGAAGAACAGCGCAACUCCUUCUUAGUAUUAAUCCUGAAGGGAAAUCUUGCACGUUAAAUCGGAGUUUCAUGGGAGAAAUCGAGAAACUCCCAGCACCUAUUACUGUUAAAACUAUGAUCGGUGAUGCUGGGGUUGGUAAAUCGCUGACAUGGAACACAUUAAACUACAUCUGGACUGGAAAGAAUCGAUCUUCCGUCGAGCAAGUUUUUCAAACCGGCGACAGUCUCGCGCGUGUUACGCGAGGAGUGUGGGCGUAUGUCACACAACGCGAGAACGGAACUGAUAUUUUACUGGAAGUAGAAACGGGCGAUCUGUUCGACAAAAUACUUGUGGCACAUAUUUACAUGUUUGCAGCAACGAUUUCAUCCGGCCUGAUAGUUUUGACCCGCGAUUACGUUAAAGACAGCGAUCUGCAGCCUUUGAAUCACAUGGCGCGUGUUAAUGAGUAUGCUUUUCCCAGUACUAACUGUAACAAUUUUCCAGCGGUUAGUUUUGUGGUGAGAGGUGACUUCGGAAGGAAAAGAGCGGGUGGAAGUGGAGACUCUACGAGAAGUUCAGUGUUGGAGAGGUUUACUUCAAAGUGCUUCCCAAGAAGCAAAGUUACCGUCAGCCAGAUUUCACACGUCAUCGAUCGUGAAGUUUUCACGGACUUUGGAAAAUUGUCUCAAAGUAACUUUAUGAUUUCAAUGGAAAAUCUCGCCGCAAAAGUGGAGAAUUUUCCCAUUAAGAGAAACCUCGAAGGAAUCCCUAUGGAGGGUGACGAAAUUACAAAACUCAUUGAGCGAUUAGCAGAGACCAUAGACGCAGAUAGCUGGCUUGAUCUUGCAGAUGUUUAUAAGAAUAUCGAAAUCCGAAAGAGAAUUACAGAAAAAGAUCGAGAGAUAGAAGUGGAAAGAGAGAAAAGGCAAAUAGCUGACCAAGAGAAACAGGUUCUUCGCACAAAGGUCGCCGUCUACGAGCAGUUGUUGAAGGAUGAAAUUAAGCGAGGAGUAUGGCUGCGCGCUUUAAGAGAAGUCAUAACCGGUGACAAUCCAGGUGGUGCAGAGUUGCUUUACAGCCAAAAAGUUCUCGAUGAACUAAAGAAUUUUAGGGAAGAGCUAAAACAAAAUGUAAAACCUGCAGAAGAAACAAUUUCCAUUCAAAAACUAUCAGAAACUUUUAUAAAAAUUUUAAGUCUGUGCAGUACUGUUUUGACAUUAGCGCUUCAAAUUAGGGGGAUUUAUCGCCAACCAGUCCCAAAUCAGUGACAUACGAAACGAAGUCUUUUUUUGUUUUCUAAAAAAUGACUCCAUUUUUUCAUUAGAACUCUUCAAAAAUUAGAUUACAAAUUCUUAAGCGUCUGUACAGUUAAAGAUCACAGAUGGCGUCGAAAUGUGGUAAGAACGAAAAAAUGGCUCACGAGUGUGUCAAUCUGAUUACAAAAUUUCCUUAUUUACCAAAUCUCGACCAAAGUUCAAGCACGCUUGUUUGAAUUAGCAUGUCGUGGCAAACGAGUGGACCAUUUGAGGUUAAAUUCUGGUUUAUUGCUUUGUAUAAAGCAAUUUUAAAUAAAUGUUUUUAUAUA